GACCUUCGCGUGCGCGGUGAACUAGAUUAUUUAUGCAUGACUCUUAAGUCUCCAGCUUAUCUGUGUUUCGUAAAUAUUUCACAGGGAUGGUUGGUGGCUAUACAGUCCUGCGCGAAAAGUCAGAAAAGACUAUCAGAUACAAGACUCCCAGAGGUAAAGAGGUUUGUUUGACAAGAGAAGUCUAUCUUCGGGACGACAUACCAUGCAGAAGUUUGUCGUGCUCUCAGGUUGAGUGCCACCAAGGUGGACAUUGCUUACCAAGAGACUUGGAAACGUACAUUUUAAUCGAUGGAUUUUAUGCUCUCAACUACUGGGAACUAUUUGAGCUUGAAGAUAUAAAGGGUGUUAUUGUUUCACUGUCGUCAGUAAAUUUUGUUCAGCAACAGGCCUCAACGAAACGCCCAUAUAAGAGAAUUCGUUCAAGUCUUGAAGAUGCCAGCCAAACAUGCAUUUUAUUUGAUAACGAGUUUAAUCGCUCCUGUUUUCGUCCUCCUUUUGCGGACGAGAGCCUUAAAGAUUACACAACAAGGUUAGAGCAGUUUGUGUUAAACAUUUCCACAGAAUGAAUUGGGUUGCUGCUAACUGGUACAUAAAUCACUUGAAAGGCCACGUGUCAUUAGUUUUCGUAACAGAUAACGAGAGUUAUGUCCACACUUAUUCAUCUGAAACAAACACCACAUCUUGCAAAUUAACUGUCUUGGAUUUACCAGGGUUUUUACAGAUAUACUACCCUACGCUCACAACCGCCAAACUUUUGUUUGAUUCUUUGGAUGUAUCACUUCGUUCUAUUCAAUCCAAAGACCACAAUUUACCAGAGCUCUCAAAAUCAGAAAACCCUUCAGAGUCUUUGGACUCGUACACCAUGCCUUCAGUGCCUUCUGUCGGUCACGUAUAUCCAGAGUAUUUACCUGAAUCGGCUUUAGCUGCCGGUUUACGAUCUGGACAAUUUUUGAAGGGUAUUCUCCACGUGUCGCGUUUUCGACCGACUACUGAGGCUAUGGUAGCCUUAACAGAUGCUAGUGCAGUAAAGCACCAACCAGAACUUAAAGAAGCGUUGGCAGCACGGAGUGAGAUUAUGAUUCACGGGCUACAACAUCGUAAUCGUGCUGUUGAUGGAGAUGUAGUCGUAGUACGUCUUUUGCCCCGCGUUCAUUGGAAAACUGUUUCAUCCGAUAUUAGUGCUCAAGAAAACUGUGCAGCUGAAUUUGUAAAUGAUUUAUCAAAUAUGUCUGGAAGUAAACCUAAUGAGGAUUGUUUUAAGUCAGAAACAAUAUCACGAAGUCUACCUUGUGGCUUUGUUGUUGGUGUUAUCAGUCGUAAUUGGCGUGAUUAUGUUUGUACAUAUGUUCCUAAAUCUACUGAAAAUUCAUUAGAUUCAAAAAGUGAAAGUGGAUGGAUAAUAGUUACUCCAUGGGAUCGUCGUAUUCCUCUCAUUCGACUGCAUACUACACAAAUUUCCAAGUUAACUCGUGAACGUUUUAUAGUACGAAUCGAUACAUGGGACUCGUAUUCAGCUUAUCCAAGUGGUCAUUUUGUUCAAACUCUAGGAUGUAUUGGCGAUUUGGAAACAGAAACACAAACGAUACUAAUUGAACAUAAUUUAGUUAUUCGAAAUUUUACUGAUGCACAGCUGAGUGAAUUAGCACCACUAAGUGUCCAACGCCCUUGGAAAGUUGAUCUGGAAGAAGUAAAGAAACGUCGAGAUCUUCGGUCGCCCACUAUUUCAGGAAAUCCAGACUCCGAAGAUAUACUUAUCUUUAGUAUUGAUCCUCCAGGAUGUCAAGAUGUAGAUGAUGCUCUGUCCGUUCAAUGGUUACCACCUAACGUCGAUGAAUAUGGGAAAGAACAUAAACGUUUGCAGCUGGGAGUACACAUAGCUGAUGUUAGUUAUUUUGUUCCGUCUGGUAGUUAUAUUGAUAGUGAAGCUCGAAGACGUUCAACCAGUAUUUAUUUAGCUGAUCGUCGGUAUGACAUGUUACCGGGUUUGUUAAGCGGAGACUUAUGCUCUCUAUGGAGCGGGCGUGAUCGCUAUGCUGUUAGCGUAUUAUGGGAAAUAGAUAUGGAUUCAUUCGAUAUCUCAAAUAUAUGGUAUGGUCGUACGGUAAUCCAUUCAAGCUAUAAGUUAACCUAUGAACUUGCUCAACGCAUAUAUGACUCAGUCACUGCAGAUAACAUAUCAUCGAAUAGCUGUGCAGUGGAAGAGUUUAUUAAGAAGUCAGGUGGAUUGGAAGCUGCUAAAAAUGAUAUACCUGAAUUAAGAGAUUUAAACCGGGAUGAAUGUUUAACUGCUUUGGAUAAGCUUAGUAAAUCUAUAUUAUUAUUGGUUGAUAUUGCCUCUAAUGUUCGUGAACGUCGACUUGCCAAAGGAGGUUUAGAACUUGAAAGUGUAGAAGUUAGUGUUCAGUUUGCUAAUCCUGAAACACGUACUGGAAAACUAGAGGACUUGAUUCCAAAAGAGCCCCUUGAAAUGCACAAUACAGUUGCCGAGCUAAUGAUAUUUGCAAACCAUUGGGUUGCACGUCGAUGUGUAGAAUAUUAUCCUGAUCGCGCUUGUCUACGUCGACAUCCACCUCCGCGUCCGGAAUAUUUCGAUGAACUUAAACGCUGUAUAGCUUGUCGAGGCUUUGUUUUAGACACAAGUUCCAAUCUUUCAUUAGCGAAUUCCUUAAAAAAUGCAUCAGAUCCUAAUGAUCCUGAGGUUAACAAGGUGGUACGUCAACUUGUUACACGUACAAUGACAAAUGCACUAUAUUUCUCAACGGGUUCAUCAAAUAUGACACAAGAUCAGUUUUCCCAUUAUGGUUUAGCCCUUAAUUUGUAUACACAUUUCACAUCACCCAUACGACGUUACGCUGAUAUAAUUGUUCAUCGUCUUCUGCUUGCUUCAUUAGGAGACUUCAGGUCACUGACAACAACACAAAGUGAACUCAACUCGAAAAAUACUGAGUUAGUCACAAUUUUAGAAAAUAAUACUGAUGGGUUAUUUUCUUCUGAAGAAUUAGCUUCUAUUUGCAAUCAUAUGAAUGAACAACACUGGGCUGCUCAACAAGUUCAACGAUCCAGUUUAGAAUUAUUUCAAGCUUUGUUCUUUAAAGAUAAAGCAGUUGAUGAUCCAUCUCGAUAUACUGAAGGAAUCAUUUGUCAGUUGAGAGGCACCAAUGGAUUUAUUGCCUUUGUUCCCCGAUACGGUAUCAAAGGUGCAGUUUGCAUCAAAAACGCAGACGGUCACAUAGCAUGGGUUGAUUAUACAACAUCCGAUUCUGGUAACAUUCUUUGGUUACAAGAUGUCCAAGACAUAGUGGUAUGAAAUGUUUUAUCAUUAUAUUUUCACUCACACAAACCUCCAGAGUGUUAUAUAAAUUUGGAAUACAACUACUGUUAUAAACAUUAAUAUACUUGUUAUAACGCUAGGGGCUUCUGGUUGUAACAGUCCUUUCACUUCUUACACGUAUGUGGGACGUUGAUUUACCAUAGAAGAAUAUCUACACUAGAUUCCCCACAGUGUCUAUUCUACAGGAUUUCAACACAACUCAGAUCAAGAACACGAGAUUAGCCUGACUACAACGUCAAUAUAUUUCCACACCAAAAUCCGACACAAAGAACAGUCAAUCAAUAACUGUCCAUACAUGAUAAAGAUAGGGGAAUAUAUAUAACACAUAAACACCUAUCAUCCCAUCUAAUGUCUGACUCAUCAAAACAACCAAUCAUUGCCAUUCUUGCCCACACGUCAACUACUUAUAACUUUUGUUAUUCUACAUCAUACCUUUUGUUAUUAAAUGUCUGUUAGAAAAUGAAGCAACGCUAUGCACUUGAUGUAAAUUCAAGUCUUCAAAUUUAUUUUCUAGUAGGAAGGAGUUUCAUAUUUUUACAAAUUGAUAUCCAAAUUAUCUUUCGGUACUAAAUUAUUUCUAGCAUAAAUGCACAAAUGUCUUUCGGUUAUCCUUCGUUGUACAUGUAGCAUAUCUUUCGAUUGAAUUCAAUCAUUUUCUCUUUCCAGUAGAGAAAGGUCUUUUUAACUCAGGAAAUUAAUAUUUUCAUGUAAAUUCUUAUGCUCGUACAAUUCAGUGGCAAUUCAGCCAGUGUAACACUAAUCGUGAUAUUAUGAAAAACAGUCUAGAACACAUUCAUGCUAUAAAUUAUCACUGAUGUUCUCCACGCGUUCGAUAAUAUUAUCAAGACUGAAAGAUCAGAUAUCUAGACUAGACACCUCACUUUACUUUAACGAAAUUAACUGAUCGUAUGGAAAAAGUUAAUCACUGAAGUUCUGAGAACUAAUGCUUUCUUGUUUGUGAACACUAAGCAUGAUGAAACAAAAAUGUGGUAAACACAGUGAACAGCUCAAUAUCAGUUCAUCUAGUUAAAACCGGUCAUUGUGCCAGUACAAACCAAUCAUCUUCAAUCAUUAAUCAAGUUGGUUAUGUUUUAUCAAAGUCUAUCAUACUCAAAUUCCUCAAAACAGCAACUGCUAUUUGAAAUAAAAAACCCAUAGUUUCUUUGUAUAAAAGAAAUAUAUACAACCCCUUCUUUUAAUUUGCCUAACAUCAAACCUAGCAAAUUCACAGUUAUUUUGAUUAGAGACUGACCUUAUUUAACUAAUGUAAAUAAAACCUUUUAUUUUUGUAUUUUUAUAAUUUCAAAGUCAAUUUUAAUUAAACAUUAUUGUCAUUGUUAUUAUUAUUCACUUAUCAUGCUAUUAUUAUCAUUAUAAACAUUAUUAUUAACCUUACUAAAACAUGAAUAAUUAGAGUGAAUAAUUGUUUUCACUAACUUCACCAGACUAUACUGUUACAGAUACAAAAUUACUGUUGUAUUCUAACAUAAAAUAUUAAAUUCAUUUAGUAUUAUUUGUUUGAAUCUUCCCAUCGAUGUGUUAGGACUGCAACUGGUCAUUCUCUAAUUGGCAUAUGUGCAUACUGUGCGUAUUGCCUCGAUAUAGCCUUAAUUCACAAGCAUGGUCAGCAAAUAUGGAUAGUGGAAUCUAUGAUACGUGUUUCGUCAUAUUAGGACUCGUCAGCUGGAUGUACCUGCAUCUCAGAGUUGAAGUUCACUGUGGGACUCGAACCCAGUAUCUUUCGCUUCAAACGCCAUCGUGUUAUCCAGUCGGCCCAUGAGGUUAAAUUAAUUUAAUGCUGACACAAUAAAUUAAGAAUAAGAUAUCAUUUGUUCUCAUGUGACUAUACAUAUAAUCAAAUUAAUGAUAUCUCAGUUGUAUAUCUAGUUUGUGGUAAUUUACGAAAAGAUUCCAGAUAACGCAAACUCUAUACAGCUAAAGCAAUUAGCAGCGAUCCUGUUAUCAUUGUAAAAAAUAUUUUAAUCUUAAACUUGAUCAAUCUUUAUAAAAUUUAUUUGGACGUAUAACUGUCGAACGUGAUGAAAAUUUAUUGGAAAGUAUAUUUUUUUGUCUAUAUAACUUUUUAUUUUUGUGUAAAUUGAUAAACAAUCAAACCAUGCAGUAUGGUAUUUUGUAAUUUUCAGCAGUACACUUACAUCACCUUAUCAAGGAUCAAACCCAAAAAGUUCAGUUUUUGAGACAUUUUUCUUUUAAAAGCUACUAAUGUUGCUUUUGAAAGUAAUCGCAUAUCAGUUGAUAAAAACAAAAAUGUAUCAGUCACUCGGUAUCAUGGGUUGAAUAAAACCAAAAAUGGUAACCAUUAAAUGUCAAUUCAUUGGAUUGGGGCCGAAGGUUCCUAAUUUCAAUCCCAAUCGGGGCUGUAGAUCUUUACAAAUAAAGACUGUCGCAAUAAAUGAAGUAGUUUCUGGUAUUUUUGGAUUUCAUUGUUUCUUUAACUAAAAUCUACAAAUUGAACAAAAUCUUCAUAAACCUUUUAUACCGACUCAUAAUUUGUUGUUACAUGUUUUGUUUCAAAAUUAUAAGAAUAAUUUCUUUACGAGAUAUCCAAGUUUCUUUCUCAUGAUAUUUGAUUUUCAGAUUGAACGUGUUCAUUCAUCUGAACGAUCAGAUUGUGGGGUUUUAGAAAUCCGGAACUCUAAAACUAAUGAAUGUCAACAGUAUCGUAUGUUCGAUCAUGUCUUAUUAAAAAUUAAUGUCAGUGAGAGUGUUGCUCAUGGACUAAAUAUACGAUUGGAACUUGUGGGUCUUCCAAGAACAAAUUAUUCUAAAGGUAAACUAGUAAAGGCAAAUAUAACAACAGAAAAUCAUUCAGUCUGUACACCGAGCUUGAAUACCAAUUUGAUAAAGGAUGUACAAGAUAUAGAUGCUGAAAGACGUCAAAAACGUGAAGUGAGUGAUCUGGAACAUGUUGAUGUUUCAAAGCGCAAGCACUUGAUUGCUCAAUUACAUGAUUGUUCUUCACUAUAUCACCGAUUUCAUAAACUUCUACGUCAGUCUAAUGAAGAUGAGAUGGAAACUAACUGAUUUCUAUAUUUCUUGUCAUGCUUCAACUCCAUUUAGAUUAAAAAUAACUAUUUUCUGUGAGGUAGAGUGUGACGUGUAAUGUAACAAUUCCGUUGUAUAAAUUCACGUGAAAUUAGUGCACUAUAAGACUUGUUUAGUUGGAGAAGUUAUGAAUUUCUUUUGCUGUAGAAUAUCAGACUUCAUUUGAAAGAUGAAUACAUUUGACUAAACUCUACUAUAUUUAACUGUUUUUAUCUGCUCUACUGAAAAAAAUACAUGAUUCGUCAUGUGCUUAAAAAAAAAUCUUGAUAAACUCAAUAUCAAAAUUGUACUACCCGCUUUUCAAAAUGUUACAUAAAUUUC
Schistosoma rodhaini is the source of this 6718-nucleotide messenger RNA. The record is from the annotation of a GenBank genome assembly. NCBI's taxonomy places the organism in Eukaryota, Metazoa, Platyhelminthes, Trematoda, Strigeidida, Schistosomatidae.